AUGAAGAUUGCCUUUUUCACUCUCUUUGCCGUGGCUGGGUCCGCCAUUGCGAAUUCAACCGCCCUUCAAACUCGGGGUCUUCCAGAACCUGGCUCAAGGGCAGCCCGCGAGCUAGGCGAGCUGGUCAAAAAGGGGUUACAGACCUGGGGCUUGACGGGCAGCAUCAAUGCUCUCAACGGAAACUACAACACUCCUUUGCGCCCCAUGCCCGGCGGUAUGCCCGAGCUCAACCGGCACCGUCCCAACAAGAACGCCGGCAAGCCUGGAACACCGGGCAACCCCCUCGGGCCUCGCAAAAAGCAAGGGAGAAUCUAUCAGCGUCGCAGGUCAUGCGUAAGAAAGCGUGGCCUCUCGUGCCCAGCCGGGUCCAGGAGAUCUGCCAAGUACCCGAGGAUGCGUCUCAACGGACGAGGCGGAGUCAUGGUGGCGUUUGCGACCCUUUCGCCUUAUGCUCAUGACGUCCUGGAAGCCAUCAAAAAUUGGGACAACCCAAUUGGCAAGGCCACAGCAUGGUUUGACGAGGCCAUGGCAGACCUUCAGGAGUCCAUUGGAGGCAAGAAAGUACCCGAGAUUGACGGCAACGAGCUUAAGCUUUGGCUGAUUUGCCUUUUCAGAGGCGAUAGUCCAAGAUAUCCGGACUCUAUUGAUAAUGCCUGCCAGCGCCGCAGAGACGCCCCUACAGAAGAGCAAAAGGAGAAGAAAGCGAUUGACGGCCUCAACCAGGUUUCAGAACUGUGCGAAACGGUCGAGGCGAACCCCCCCACGGACAAGGACAUAAAAACCAAGGUCUUGAAUUCGUGUAAUAAGUUUGCCGAGACCAUGGAGAACAUGGUUGAUGCCAACGCCGGACUAGUUCUAAUGGGAGAAGUGGCUCGCGCUCGAACGCUCAACAACGAGGAUAUCCAAGGGUCCGACGUGGCCGUCGUAGAAGAAUUCAUUGAAAAGGGCGCAUUCGGUCCAGUUGCCAAGAACGAAACGGAAACAAGCGAAAUCGCCUCACUGUACCUGAGUCACAUGUCUGCCUACAAGAUCAUCGAAGUGGAAGAUGAUGCAUCCGAGGUAUCCAUCAAUCACGACAAGCCGCCAGUGUGGCUCGAGCUGCUACAGUUGGAAGCAACCUUUGUCCCGGAAGACAGGGCGGACGUGACCCAGGCGCUGCUGUACCUCGAGUUCAGCCCUUAUCUUGCCCAGUUUGACACAGAGGGCAGGAUGACAAUGAAGCCGGUCAAGACGUGCUGGGACCAGGCGGGCUUGUUGGCGUUCCAGCCUCCCGGGUGGGACAAGGUUGCCGCGGGGCUCGUCUAUCUCGAGCGGCAGCUGCUGGAGGCUAACAGCGACCUUGCGUGUACACCGUGCAUCACGGACCCCUUGGAUGCCGCGAACUCCUGGGUGCUGCGUUGCGGACCUGCCGAGCCCUAG
Molecule: messenger RNA, 1419 nt
Organism: Beauveria bassiana ARSEF 2860
Lineage: Eukaryota; Fungi; Ascomycota; Sordariomycetes; Hypocreales; Cordycipitaceae
Exons: 1
Coding region: 1-1419 (472 amino acids)
Source: RefSeq, a predicted model, not a curated record